AUGUAUGAUGAAGCAGAAAUGAGCCGUCAGGAUGAUAUUUUAAUGGCUUAUAUGUCACGUUGGCGCAAUGGCCAGUUUUAUACCUCUCCAAACGAGGCGGUUCUCGCCCGGGAAGGGGUCGCGCAGCCCCGCUGCGGCUCCGGCUCCCCGGUACCUGCGCCGCGGAUUCCGUACCAGCGCCUUCAAUUAGGGGGGAUGAGUUUAAAGUUUCUUUGUUUGGCACUAGGAAUUGGAGGGGCUCGGGGUGAAAAACCAUUUAAGUGUGAAUUCGAGGGCUGUGACAGGCGCUUUGCAAACAGCAGCGACCGCAAAAAGCACAUGCAUGUGCACACUUCCGACAAGCCCUAUCUCUGCAAAAUGUGUGACAAGUCCUACACGCACCCCAGCUCCCUCAGAAAGCACAUGAAGGUCCAUGAAUCAUCCUCGCAGGGGUCCCAGCCUUCUCCCGCCGCCAGCUCAGGCUACGAGUCCUCCACCCCUCCAACCAUCGUGUCUCCGUCCACAGAAAACCAGACCGCCAGCUCCUUAUCCCCUUCCUCCUCCGCAGUCCACCACACGUCCAGCCACAGCACGCUUACAUCAAAUUUUAACGAAUGGUACGUCUAA
This is a messenger RNA of Egretta garzetta (little egret), 606 nucleotides long. RefSeq names its product zinc finger protein ZIC 1. Gene Ontology annotation, molecular function: DNA-binding transcription factor activity, RNA polymerase II-specific; RNA polymerase II cis-regulatory region sequence-specific DNA binding. NCBI's taxonomy places the organism in Eukaryota, Metazoa, Chordata, Aves, Pelecaniformes, Ardeidae. The coding region runs from base 1 to 606 and encodes 201 amino acids. Gene Ontology annotation, biological process: regulation of transcription by RNA polymerase II; central nervous system development. The transcript has 4 exons. The record is from RefSeq and is a predicted model, not a curated record. Gene Ontology annotation, cellular component: nucleus.